Messenger RNA from Dicrocoelium dendriticum, 399 nucleotides. The record is from the annotation of a GenBank genome assembly. NCBI's taxonomy places the organism in Eukaryota, Metazoa, Platyhelminthes, Trematoda, Plagiorchiida, Dicrocoeliidae.
AUGCCACAGAAAUUCGUUGCAGCACUGCGAAAUUAUAGCGUACAAGCCGGGGAAAGCUCCAGAAGCAGACGGAAAAUCUAUUACACAGCAUUAAUGAUACGAGUCAAGCGAAUCACGGAUCGAUCGCCUCAGCUCGACCUGUGCUCAGCAUCUGUGACAACUACAUCCAUCUCGCAACGAGCCCCCAGAUCUAUUGCGAUUUUACGCAUUGGACACAGGAGCCUUCGGAAUCCUCAAAGAGCUAUAAAUCAGCGCCCAAAGGAUUCUGGAUUUCUCAAACGGAUUUACCACGAUCAGUACAAAUGGUCUCUUAUCAAAUGCGUGGCGCUCUUCGCUAUUGGAACGUUUGGAUUUUUUGUUAUUAACGAGGCUGUAAACGCUCCAUCUGGAGAAGCAUAG